GCGAGUUCACCGAUGCGUUCUCUCUCUCUCUCUCUCCCUCUCCCUCUCUCCCUCUCUCUCACUCAUGUUUCCCCGUCUUGCGCACCUCCACUCCAGCUGCCGACAGCUGUCCAACCAAGGACAACAAAAAAAGAGAGAACAAAAGCCAGGCAAGGACUACAAGUGGAAGAUGAACGAAUGAUGAGAGGAGCGUUGGUUGGCGCACUGAGAGGAGAACCGCUGUCGCAGGGGACUCAGCAGCAUCAGGAGUAGGAGGAGAGGGGACGGGGGAAACACAUCUGCGGUGACUUUGAGGAGCUUUCUCCGGUUUCAUGGAGCAAAAACGGGGACAGACGCUGCAUCCCUCUGAUGCCGAAAUGUGCCGCGUUAUGAGGAAUGAUUAGGAUGCGUCGGACUGCCGUGGAGCCACUGGCGAGGUUUUUCUAUAUCCUUUGUUUUGCAAUCUAAGGGAACGUCUGCUUUAACAUAGUUGCGACCACCUCAGCUGAGGUUUGCGGUUAUAGCGGCUUCAUAACAGCGGUCGCUGUUGGGUUUUCUGUUUUUCUGUUUAUUUAUUGGUGACAUUCGUUAGAGAGCGGUUGGCCACCCAAGGAGCAGGGUGGAUUCGUUUUGGGGGUGAAGGAAGGCGUUUUUUUUUUUUUUUUAAUACCCCCUACCUCCUCCUCCCCCUUACAUAAAUGUUUGCGUGCCGUUAGUGCUGUCGUUCUCGGUCGACCCCCCACCCCCAGUCUCCCUCUGAAUAGGGCUCACGCGCAGGCGGACGCGUCUCAUACGCAUACAUACACUUGAACAUUAUCUCACGCAUACACGCCUCGCGCACCCCCUCCCUCCCUCCCCUCCCCCGUCUCACCUGUCGAGCCCGAUAACCCUCGAACCCCCGGCUCCACGAUCUGAUGACUCCCCGGCGCACAGGUGGCCGAGGUACGGAGCCGACUGUAGCAUCACCCUCCACGCUGUCAUCCUCACCGUUCUCCUCCUCUUCCUCGCCAUCGUCACCAUGUCCUCGUCGUCGCGCAAGAUCUCCUCCGAGUCCUUCAGCAGCUCGGUGGGCUCGGACUGCGGGCUCGAAAGCCCAGGGGGAGAAGGAGGGGACGUCGGUUUGGAACCAGCCGAGGAGAGACGAGGCUGCCCCUUCUCCUCCUUUUCUUCCUCGUCCUCCCACAGAGCGGUGCUCUGGAACGGCCGCAGCCCUGCCGAGAGGCCGGCCUGCCCGGCGGGCGAGGAGCAGCAGGGGCCCGGUGGUCCUCACAAGAGGGUCACCAGAAGGAGAAGGGUGAACCUGGAUUCCCUUGGGGAGAGCCUGAGGCGGCUGACCUCACCCACGACACAGACUGUUCAGGAAGCUCUUCAGCGGACUCUACGAUUUUACAGACAACAAGAGAUCAGGUGUCAGGAAGUCGGAAGUGAGGAACGCCGAAGAGAGAGGAGAGAGGAGAAGUGCCCCUUCCUAGAAAACUCUGGUUCAGAGGAAGAUGUCUUACAUGUCCUACAAUACAUGGCCACCAUACUAGAAAUACCAUUCUGUGAGCUGCGAGAGCGUUUUGGUGAGGAGUUCUUUGGACUCUGCUUUGAAGAAAAUGAACGAGUACUUCGGGCAGUAGGCAGUAAUCUCCAGGAUUUCUUCAAUGGUUUUGAUGCAAUUUUGGAACACAUUCGCACCUCCACAGGGCGUCGUGCCUCAUCCGAGAGCCCCUCCUUCCAGUGCAAGGAUCCCCAUGAGGAGGAGAAAGGGCGAAGAAAAUUGGACAAAGUUGGAGAUCAGGGACAAAGAGAUGGAAGAGGAAAGGUGCUGCUUCUUCAUUGUUUCAACCCUGCCCCUGUUGUUGGAUUGGUCAUGCCUGGUUUGAUCAGAGCUGUUGCCAGGCGGAUCUUUCAUUCAGAAGUUGAGGUGGAAGAGGUGCCACCUCUAACUCCUUUGUUGCCCAGUGAAGAUACAGACUGUGACUCCACAACCCCAACUCCAACUGCGUCCCCGACUGUCUCACCCUCCUCAUCACCAUCCCCUCCCUCUACUUUUCCCACAUCUGUUCCCACAAUUUGUCUCUCCUUCCAAAUCGAGGAGAUAUGUCCUCAUACCCUCACUUCUCUAUCAAAUGCUGCCUUGGUGAGCACUAAACGGCCCCCUCUGUCACUCUCCACCAACCCCAGUGACUUGCGCAUUGGCCUGGCCACAUUCUGUCGUGCUUUUCCAUUUCACCUUGUCCUGGGGCCUCGCAUGGAGCUACUGCAGCUUGGAGAAGGUCUGAGGCGACAGGUUCGCAUUGAGCCUCACCGAAGCCUCUCAUUCAGGGACUGUUUUGUGAUCGUCUCACCCAAGAUGGAACCCUCAUUUCAGGGCAUCUUGCUGAGGCUUGCAUCCCCAUUUACCAUCCGAACCAGGCCCGACUCCUCACAGACUGGCACCAAAGAGAAGGUGAUGGAGUUGAAGGGUCAGAUGAUCCAUGUGCCCGAGUCAUGCUCCCUGAUGUUUCUGGGCUCGCCCCGUGUUGAUAAGUUAGAGGAGCUGAUGGGCAGGGGUCUCCAUCUGUCAGAUAUCCCCAUCCAUGAUGCCACGCGGGAUGUUAUCCUGGUCGGGGAGCAGGCCAAGGCCCAGGAUGGCCUGAAGAAACGAAUGGACAAGCUUAAGGCCACAUUAGAGCGGACUCAUCAGGCACUGGAGGAGGAAAAGAGGAGAACAGUGGAUCUCCUUUAUUCUAUAUUUCCAGGUGAUGUAGCACAGAAACUCUGGCAGGGUCAGCCAGUGCCUGCUCGCAAAUUUGAUGAUGUCACCAUGCUGUUCUCGGACAUCGUGGGUUUUACUGCUGUGUGUGCCCAGUGCACACCCAUGCAGGUCAUCUCCAUGCUGAAUGAACUUUACACACGCUUCGACUACCAGUGUGGCAUCCUGGAUGUUUAUAAGAUCGAGACAAUAGGUGAUGCGUACUGCGUGGCAGGAGGACUUCAUAAGAAGGUCGAUAGUCAUGCGAAACCAAUCGCACACAUGGCUCUGAAAAUGAUGGAACUUUCUGAGGAAGUACUCACACCUGAUGGAAAACCCAUCAAGCUAAGGAUAGGUAUCCACACAGGUUCAGUGCUGGCAGGCGUGGUAGGGGUUAAAAUGCCACGUUAUUGCCUCUUUGGGAACAAUGUGACACUGGCCAGCAAGUUUGAAUCUGGAAGCCAUCCACGGUGUAUCAACGUUAGUCCUACAACUUAUCAAUGGUUGAAAGAUGACCGCUCUUUUUCAUUCGUUCCUCGAUCACGACUGGAGCUCCCAGAGAAUUUUCCCAAAGAGAUCCCAGGGACAUGUUACUUCCUGGAGGCGGGGACAUCCCACAGCCAUGCUUCGCUGACCAGCUCUCGUUCUGCUCCUCCGGCCUCUAUGAGGAAAGUCUCCUACAGCAUUGGGACCAUGUUUCUAAGAGAAACAAGUUUGUAGAGCCUACACACGGACUAGGUUAAUCAGGCGUUCAUUACGUGAACGACUGCAUUUGAACCUAUGGAACAUGCAGGAAACCAAUUACACAGAUCUUUGGAUAUGCAAAUGCAUUAUGUAAAAACGUUCGGCCCUGUCAUGCGACCUAUACAACUGACACUUAAAAAUCAUCAUCAUCAGGUAAAACAGGACAACAUGUUUUCAUCUUUCCUGAGAAUGGGAGAUGUGGUUCAGAAGACUUAAGGAACAGCAACUGUGCUGGUCUCAAAUGGACCCUUCACCAAGGAAGUGUACUAAUGGAAUCAGUUAGCAAAGAAAUCUUAAACUUAAUGAUCUAGCUGGGUUCCUCAGCUCCAGACCAUGUAUCUCGCUCUCUCCAGUGGCCCUCACUUCUAUACAACACCCUGACCUGGGCCUAGACACAACAUUACUUGGAAAUAACCUGGAGAGAAUCAUACACAGACCAGUGUUGCAGUCAUGAGCAAUGGGACUGCACAAACAGAACAAAUGAACUGUCCAUUAACAAAGUGGGUGCAAAGGAAUGAAGCUGUAGGAACUUUUGGAAGAUGGCAACAUUACCACAAAUGUUUGCUGUGCAUCAUGGUCUCUUGUACAAGAAAGAUCACUCAUGAAGAACAAUAGAGCUCCCCUUCCUCCUUUUGCAACUGUCCCUAUAUCAUGUCAUGCUUUACCAAACAUACUGUAUGUCUAACACCUGCUCUUUGUCACAUUUGAAACCAUUGAUUGAGGAUCACUUGGUUGGGAUGGAGAGAGACAAAGAAAAGGCACACACAAAGACAUUUAUUUAGUAAAGCAGCCAUCAAAAGAAGAAUGCCAUAAAUGCUAGUACUAAGCUGAUUUUACAGGCUUAGUUAGCUUGUAACAACAGUAAACUACAACAACAAAUCAGGACAAUUUUAAGAUAGCUUUAUUUGAAAUAUAGAGAGAAAUUUAAAACAUGAGGGUGUACUUCAUUUAUCUUCAUUUAUCUUAUCUUUACACUUGCUUAAGAUAUUUAUGUGAGUGAGUGAUAAUGAUGAGUCACAUCAUCACACCAGUGUCAUCGGGAGAUGAGGCACCUCAUCUCCCGAUGACACUGGAGGAGUACUGUUGUCUAUUUUAGUUUGAGACAGUCACAAGCAGCUGGUAGGGUAAAGCAAGAGCUCCUCAAAGAAUUCAAAUAUUAAAAUUUCCUACUUUCCUGAUCUUUGUCCAGAUCCAAUUAUAUCCACAAUCUAGUACUAAUAAAAUACUUGUACACAUAUUCACAAUACGCACACUUGACAUGGUUCACAUUCACAUAGGUGUCUUCUUUUAGUUACUUUUCUUUUAAUCACACAGAUCUAAAAGUGCAUACCAUCUUUAUGCUAACGUAACCAACACAACCAACCGACUGUUCUAGUCGGUUGGUACACUGAAAACUAUCAGUAGCUCAGUAAUGCAGAAAUUGGAAAGAACUGUAAAUAUUAAAAUAUUAUGUCUAAGUGAAUCUUAGCUUGAAGGAUAUUUAUUUGGUUACUAAUUUAAAGCAACUUACAUCACACUACUGCCAUUCUUCUUCAUUAGUGAAGUGCAUAUGACAGAGCAAAAAACAAAGAUAGCAUUAGUUUCCAUUUGAUAUUUUGAAUUACUAAUUACUAUUUUCAUGUCAAGGAAAAUAUAUAUUUAUUAUGAUAAGAAGUACAUAGAGAUUUGUCGACAUCAUUUGCUAAUUAUAAGUCAUAACUUGUAGCCAAAACCAUUUCUGAUAACCUUGGUGAGUGGUACUAGCUGUCAGUGUGAUAGCACAUCGUAUCAGAAUAUGGCUUAUGUUACUGACAAAACAACUUAAUAACAAAACGGUUCUGCUCUUCAAAACUGCAAAACACAGUUAAGGUAAGUUUUAGGUUUAUGUUUAUAUUACAAAAGUAUGUUGCAGUUUCACUACAUCUUGCCAAAUGACAUAUUGGUUGCAGGACCUGUAAAAGACCAACAGAGUCAACAGAACCAUGUGCCAGCUAUGCUAUGUAAAACAAAGAUUGUAGGAAAAAAUAAUAAUUCAUUUCAAACACAAAAAGUAAUUCAGAUCUUGCCAAAAUCACUACCCACUAAAGGGAGUGCUUUCAUACUGAGGUUAAAACCAGCAUAACAAUGUAAUGGCCCAAUUUUGACCAAAGGUGAGAGAGAACUACCUGUCUGAGACGGGUUGCCAAGUGCUAAAGUCUGAUCAUAGUUUGUUAUUGUCAUAAAAAAUUCUGUCGUCAGAUACUCAGAUGGCAGAAGCAUUCGAAAGCUUCAAAUUUACAGCAUGUCCUGUAUAUGUUCUGGUACAUUUUCACAAUGAAAAUAAACAAUUUCGCUAAAGAAUAAAAUGAAAAAAAAAAGUAUAUUUUUGAGAAUAUUUUUUCCAUCCUCCCCAUAAUCAUAACCACACUUACUGUGUACAAAAAGUACUGUAAUCUAUUUUUACAAUUGUUUUUUCAUGGCUUACAUUAUACUAUGCAGUAUAAAAAUUAACAAUGGACAGGAGAACAAUGACAUAAAGAAAAAAGUCAAAUACAUGACAGCAUAAUUUUUGUAACACAAAGAAAAUACAUACAUUAACUCAAAACUAGGUGCCAUUGUUUAGUGGGGCAACCAUAUACUGUAAUCUUAAGACUAGAGAGUCUGCCAACAGUAUGAAUUCAUUUAAAGACAACUGGCAACUCUAAAUUUAAGUACAUUGUUUUUUGCGCAUUUAUUAGACGACAGCAUAAUGUUGUUCACCUCAUUUGACCCAAAAAUGCUCCUGAGACAUAAGAGUCUAUAACAUCCAUCCAUUUUUUGUGAUAUUAUAAAGAACCAGAACCUGCAGCAUUUACCGGGACACCAGUGAUAUAUGCAUCUUCAUUACAUAACAAGAAAGCCUCACAUAUGUCCAAGAAAAGGACAGCAACUAACUUCUGGUUCGACACAAAUAGUCACACAAGUGCAUGGUUCACCAGGUUUUCAGGGUUUCCCAUGUCUUGGUUAGAGUUAUAUUUGCCUAUUACGUAUAGUUUUUUGAGUAUUUAAGGGGCAAUUUUAGUGAAGGGGGCAUUAGUUUUCAGGGUAAGUCAUGGAGAUAACCACAUACAUUGAUUAAUAUUUCCUUGAUACAUCUAUUGUAGCCUAAGUGUUAUAGCAGGUUUACACUUUACUUCAGGAGUACCAUUGUGAAUCUUUGAAGCCUUGUCGUUAUGAUGCAGAGGUAUUGCAGCAGGUACUGGUUCUCUACAGUGUUGGUGUCAGUCAUAGACCCUGCAGUGCAUACUGUAGGUGAUACGCAAGCAUACAUCACCCUAACAGGCAAUACAGCUGAGCAAAGCUGUAUAUGUUGUGUCAAAUAAUGAACGGGAGUAAAUGUUGCCAUGAGCUCAGUUUAGAAGGGGUCCAGUGUUCAGUGGGAUUAAACUUCCAUACCUCCAGCAGCUGUUGUCCCUGUGCCUGCCUGUGUGAUUUUGUUCAUGUCAAACAAUACCAGUUUGGAAAUUUCAUUUGUUAAUUAAAGCCAGCUGUAUCUGUAAUAAUUCUGUAUAAUUUAGAUCAGUUUAUUCAGACUGAAAAUUGUAAUAAAGUUAAAUCUCAGCCUUUUUUUCCACUAUAAUUCACGAAACCAUG
Molecule: messenger RNA, 7033 nt
Organism: Mugil cephalus (flathead mullet)
Lineage: Eukaryota; Metazoa; Chordata; Actinopteri; Mugiliformes; Mugilidae
Gene: gucy1a2
Product: guanylate cyclase 1, soluble, alpha 2
Exons: 9
Coding region: 998-3418 (806 amino acids)
Biological process (GO): cGMP biosynthetic process; response to oxygen levels
Cellular component (GO): guanylate cyclase complex, soluble
Molecular function (GO): heme binding; guanylate cyclase activity
Source: RefSeq, a predicted model, not a curated record